Aspergillus uvarum CBS 121591 is the source of this 375-nucleotide messenger RNA. Its product is annotated as nuclear transport factor 2 family protein. Bases 1 to 375 code for a protein of 124 amino acids. The record is from RefSeq and is a predicted model, not a curated record. Gene Ontology annotation, biological process: protein import into nucleus. Gene Ontology annotation, cellular component: nuclear pore central transport channel. Lineage: Eukaryota; Fungi; Ascomycota; Eurotiomycetes; Eurotiales; Aspergillaceae. The transcript has 6 exons.
AUGUCCGCCUUCACUGAAAUUGCCCAACAAUUCGUCCAGUUCUACUACCAGACCUUCGACGCCGACCGCUCCUCCCUGGCCGGACUCUACCGCGACCACUCCAUGCUCACCUUCGAGACCAGCUCGAUCCAGGGUGUUUCCAGCAUCGUUGAGAAGCUGACCAGCCUCCCCUUCCAGAAGGUCGUCCACAAGGUCAACACCCUCGACGCUCAGCCCUCCAGCCAGGAUGGUAGCAUCCUGGUCAUGGUCACCGGUGCUCUCUUGGUCGACGAGGAGCAGAACCCCAUGAACUACACCCAGAGCUUCAACCUCAUCCCCGAGAACGGCAGCUACUACGUCCAAAACGACAUCUUCCGUCUGAUCUACAACGCAUAA